This is a messenger RNA of Nematolebias whitei (Rio pearlfish), 3784 nucleotides long. RefSeq names its product E3 ubiquitin-protein ligase RNF31. Gene Ontology annotation, biological process: protein linear polyubiquitination. Gene Ontology annotation, molecular function: linear polyubiquitin binding; ubiquitin protein ligase activity; K48-linked polyubiquitin modification-dependent protein binding. The transcript is spliced from 24 exons. Lineage: Eukaryota; Metazoa; Chordata; Actinopteri; Cyprinodontiformes; Rivulidae. Gene Ontology annotation, cellular component: LUBAC complex. The record is from RefSeq and is a predicted model, not a curated record. The coding region runs from base 76 to 3348 and encodes 1090 amino acids.
GUCUCCGUCAACUUGCUGUUUCUGUUUAAGGCUCGAAGCUAGCUGCAGUUCGGACGGAACCAGAAUAAAAGAACGAUGAGCAGCAGUCCUGCAUCUGUCCAGAUGGACGAGGUCAGGCAGAGAGCCCAGCUGCUGCUCACGUCGUCGGGCUCAGCUCAGGAUGUGAAGGCUGAUGUUCAGACCAUGGCCUCCAUAGCGCUGCCCUUUUCAGAGAAAUAUCGUCACCUGACCGCAGAGGCCAUGCUGAAGGAGAACACAGCGGGUCGCAGCAGACAAGAGGCUCUGGAUUCUUUAAGUAAACUGGUGAAAGCCUUGAGUAUCUUGGAGAAGUACGGCUGCAACCUGACCAGUCCCACCAGGCCCAGAUACUGGAGGAGCGUCAAGCACAACAACCCCGUCUUCAGAACCACCGUGGACGCCAUCAAGGGAGGUCGCACAGUUUUGUAUCUGUACGGUUACACCAACCAGCAGAUCGACGGCCUCAGCUUUCCCGAUGACGUCACCGAGCCGGAUGCUAAAAACGUGGCUGCGGUGACGCUGGAGGUGAUGACGCUGCGCUUAGAGGUGGACAUGCUGCUAAAGGGCAUCCAUCCUCACCCCGAAUCCUUUAAAGACAUCAUCCCAUUUCCCAUCCAGAACGAGGCAGACUCUGUGGUAAAUGUGCCUGCAGACAAGGGUCAGGGAGAAAAAGCUCACAUCCCUCCUCCUCCUCCGACUAAACCUUCUCCGAUGCCAAGAACAAAACUUCCAAAACCUUCAGCAGUACCCCCACCAGUGAGUGUGUGUAACCUGUGUGGUGGCGCUUCGUCUUUUGUCUGUCCAUCUUGUGACAGUCAGCAUUUCUGCGACGCAUGUGAUGACCUCUUUCAUCGCCAUCCGUCCAGAGCCAAUCACAAGAGAGACAAAAUGCACCAACCCAAACAGGAGACCUGCACCAUCUGUGGCAUUUCUGCCGUCCACUCUCAGUGCCCCACCUGCAUCCAGAAGUUGUGCUUGAACUGCGACCGGCUCUUCCACUCUCACCCUGACCGUAAAGGACACAACAGGACCAUUAUCACACCAGCAGGAACUAAAACACCCAGUGUGUGUCAGACGUCGUGGGAGUGCUCUCACUGCACUACAGUGAACGAGAUGCGAGCCGUUCUCUGCACAACCUGUGAACGUCCUCGACUCGCCACAUCUGCAGCUCCAGACAGCUCCGUGUCGGUUCCCAUGUCACCAAAUUCAGAUUGGCAGUGCAAGAGCUGCACGGUGGUGAAUCAGGGCAGCAGCAUCCUCUGUGAGGUCUGUGAGCGCCCUCGCCUGGCCACUCGCCCACCUGUCGUCGCAAGUCCAGGAUCUGGGUCCGACUCUGCAGAAAAGUGGACCUGCCAGUUCUGCACCUACGUCAACACUCAGCCCUCUCUGGUGUGUGAGGUGUGCAGCCUGUCCUGUAAAGACUCGUCCGCAGGUUCUUUGCCUCAGUCCCUCCAGCAGGUGUCGUUUGCUGCUAAGGAUCAGCCUCAAGCGAAGCCCCAAAUCAACGUGGAGCUGAAGAGGCAGAAGACGAUGAGGGACGACGGGCUCAAGCUCAUCCACCAGAUAAGAGAGGCAGAGAAGCGAGGCAUCAGUCCGGAGGAGGUGUACGCAGCCAUCUGCAUGUGUGGUGGGAGCAACCCCUGCGACUGGCUGACGUCAGAGCUGCCUCACCUGCUGGACGAGAUCUGCGCCAUGGCUGCCUCCGUCCAGCUGACACCGACCGUCGUCCACGGAGAUGGAGCAAACCCAGAGCAGAACGCUGCAGGAGGAGGAGUGAAGCUGUCCAGAGCCGAGGCCAAACUGGCCUGGCUGGCCGCAGGAGGAGACACAGAAAAAGCCGUGAGACAGCUGCUGAGGGACAGACAGGCCAAGAUGAAGGAGCUCCGCUCUCUGGGCUUCCAGGACCUCUUUCAGUGUGAUGAAGCUCUGCACCAGAGCGGGGGGGAGGUGAAAGGAGCUCUGUCUCUGCUCCAGCGCCCUCUCAUGGAGCCGUUCCACCAGCACAUCUGGAUAGAUCAGCCCGAGCCACCGAUCGAUCCCAAACACGUGGACAAACAGAGGACGUGCAGACGACUGCUGGCGUUGUACAGCCUGCCCAGCUGGGGGCGCUGUGAGCUCGUCCUGUCUCUGCUCCAGGAGCCAGAUGUCUCCUGCUCUCUGGAGGACGUGGUGCAGGCCGUGAAGGAGUCUCAUGACAAGGACUUCAUCAGACGUCUCCUGAACAACGAGUGUCCCUGCUGUCUGAGCAUUUUCCCUCGCAGCAAGAUGCAGUCUCUGACGUCCUGCCAGUGCUCGGUCUGCCACGACUGCUUCAGAGACCACUUCACCAUCGCCAUCAGAGACAAACACAUCAGAGACAUGGUGUGUCCCGUCUGCGGCGAGCCCGACAUCAACGACCCAGAACAGCUGGACAGCUACUUCUCCACGCUGGACAUCCAGCUGCGGGACUGCCUGGAGAUGGACGUGUACGACCUGUUUCACAAGAAGCUGAUGGAGCACACGCUCAUGAAAGACCCCAAGUUCCUUUGGUGUUACCAUUGCACCAAUGGGUUUAUCAACGAUGGGAACCAGCUCAAGGUCACCUGCCUUAUGUGCCGCAAGAGUUUCUGCGCUCAGUGCAAGAAACCUUGGGAGCCUCAGCACCAGGACGUGUCCUGUGAACAGUUCCAGCUGUGGAAGAGGGAGAACGACCCGGAAUACCAGAGACAAGGCCUGGCAGGUUAUCUGAGGGACAACGGCAUCACGUGCCCUCAGUGUAACUUCCAGUACGCUCUGACGAAAGGCGGCUGCAUGCACUUCAGCUGCUCGCAGUGCAGGUACGAGUUCUGCAGCGGCUGCAACAACCCGUACUACAAGGCUUGUUGUAAAACACCUCGAUGCAAGUACAACGGCCUGCAUGCUCAUCACCCCCGAGACUGUCUCUUCUACCUCAGAGACUGGGACGCAGAUAAGCUGCAACAACUCCUGCAGAGGAACGGUGUGGACUUCAACACAGACCCUUCCAGUGGAGCCCAAGCUGAUGCAUGUGGCGUGAUGGAGCAGAAAGAUGAAGGCGGUCAGCAGGUGGACUCUCCGUGUGGCCUCCAGACGCAGCCGGGACAGGCCGGACUCUGCAAUAAGCACUACAAGGAGUACCUGGUGAGCCUCAUAAACGCUCACACUCUGGACCCGGCCGUGCUUUACGAACCCAACGACCUGAUCAUAGUGUGCCAGCGAUACCUGGGGGACGUGCAGAGAGGAGACCCGGAGGACGAGAACGCCUUCAGCGCUCGCUUACUAAAGAAACUGAUGGAGUUACCUCUUGGAGAAAAGGUUCCAAGAAACAAAUAGAUUCAUCAAAAGAACAUCACCUGACAGCAGAGCUUGAACUUUGUCAGUAAAAUGAUCUUUUCCUGUUUUAUUGUCUGCGAAUGAUUCAGACCAGAAGAAGAAACACGUUUCUGUGGUGGCUUUGUGUUUAAAUGUUUGAUUUUUCCUUCUACGUCCUCACAACGGAGGGUUUUCUGGUUCUUGUGUGAAAGAACGUGUUCCACGUUUUAUUUCACGUUUUUCUACCGUUAUUCCCACAGUUCUAAGCUUUAAACUUUUAGUCGUUGGUGGCGUGAAGUUUUUCUCCUGCAGGGAUGUGACAGCUUGAUGAUUGUGUCAUGCAGUCCAGCGAUGAACGUGUGUCCAGCGGUGGAUGUUGUUAAAAUCAGAGAAAUGAACAAGUGGCUCUAAAUGUUUGAACGGCUUGAAAUCUGCUCAAUAAACGAUUAAAUAAACA